Molecule: messenger RNA, 3655 nt
Organism: Trichogramma pretiosum
Lineage: Eukaryota; Metazoa; Arthropoda; Insecta; Hymenoptera; Trichogrammatidae
Gene: Tbh
Product: tyramine beta-hydroxylase
Exons: 9
Coding region: 61-1824 (587 amino acids)
Biological process (GO): norepinephrine biosynthetic process; dopamine catabolic process; octopamine biosynthetic process
Cellular component (GO): secretory granule membrane
Molecular function (GO): dopamine beta-monooxygenase activity; copper ion binding
Source: RefSeq, a predicted model, not a curated record
CUUACUAUCCCAGUCGACGAGUAGUACUUCAUCAACGUCUUGCCUUUUUAUUAAAAAACAAUGAAACCUUCAGUGUGGUUAUAUUUCUUGACAGUUGUGAAAAUUGCGUUGUUCAUCGGUGGAGUGGCCGAAGCUUGGCGCGAUGACGAUAACAACGUCCAUUCGCUCCCCCUUGGCUCCGAAGCAUCGAUGCACUGGAGAGUCGAUCAUACCAGCGAGCAGAUCAUCACCGAGAUACAUUACGCAGCCGAGGAGUACUCUUGGUUCGCAAUUGGUUUCUCCGAUUACGGCGAUUACGCCCCGGCGGAUUAUUGCAUUUUAUGGCUCGAUUGGCAUCGCGAGACUCAUUUACAAGAUGCCUGGAGCGACGCCGAGGGCAAAAUACAUCUGGACGAGCGCAGCCAGGACUGCGAGAAUUUCGAGUGGAAGAAGCGCGCCAAUACGACCAAGUUCACGUUUACGAGAAAAUUCGACACUUGCGACGAGCACGAUUACGUUCUCGAGCGAGGAACGACUCACCUGGUCUGGCUAAAGGGAGCUGGACCGCUGGCCUCGCUCGCGGGCCUGAGCUUGCAGGACGCCAAGAGCCGAGGUAUGUCGCGCACCGAGCUGCUGCGCUGGCACAAGCCGAAACCCGCCUUCCCCAGCGACGCCUGGCGCUACGAGGUCAAGGCCGAUCGCGUCCAGGUGCCCAGCCAGGAGACGACCUACUGGUGCAGAGUCCAAAAGCUGCCCGCGACGCUUCGACGCAAACAUCACGUGCUGCAAUUCGGCCCGGCGAUCCAGUCGGGCAACGAGCACUUGGUCCACCACAUGGAGGUGUUCCACUGCGCGGGUCCGGCUGAGGCCGAGGUGCCCGACUGGGACGGGCCCUGCGACUCGCCCGCCCGGCCCGCCAAGACGCAGAUCUGCAAGAAGGUGCUGGCCGCCUGGGCCAUGGGCGCCGACGACUUCGUCUAUCCGCAGGAGGCCGGACUGCCCAUCGGCGGGCCCGGCUUCAAUCGCUACAUCAUGCUCGAGGUGCACUACAACAAUCCCGAGCUGCAGGCCGGAGCCGUCGACUCCUCGGGCAUCGGAUUCUGGUUCACGAGGCGUCUGAGGCGCUACGACGCCGGCGUCAUCGAGCUCGGCCUCGAGUACACCGAUAAGAUGGCCAUACCACCCGGUCAGGAGGCGUUCGAAUUGUCGGGCCACUGCAUCGCCGAGUGCACCGGGGUCGGACUCGGCCAAGCCGGGAUCAAGAUCUUUGGCUCGCAGCUGCACACCCACCUCACGGGCAGGCGCGUCCUGACGCGUCACGUGCGCGACGGCGAGGAGCUGCCCAUGCUCAAUUACGAUCGUCAUUACUCCACGCACUUUCAGGAGAUCCGACUGCUGCCGAGGCCCGUCACCGUAUUGCCCGGUGACUCUCUGAUAACGACCUGCACAUACGAGACCCUCGACCGCAAGAACGUGACCUUGGGCGGCUUCGCCAUAUCCGACGAGAUGUGCGUCAAUUACGUCCAUUACUAUCCCAACUCUCGGCUCGAGGUUUGCAAAAGCGCCAUAAGCGAUGACGCGCUUAGGACGUAUUUCCGCUACAUGCGCGAAUGGGAGAGCCAGGGAACGAGCGCCGAGAAAGGAACAUCCGACAAUUAUCGGAGCAUCGAGUGGACCAAAGUUCGGGUAUCAGCGCUUCACGAUCUUUACGAGGUCGCGCCUCUUGGCAUGCAGUGCAAUGGAUCGGACGGAUCGAGACUACCCGGACUCUGGGAUAACAUAGCUGCGACUCCGGUGCGGCUACCUCUGCCACCUGCUGCGCGCAGUUGUCCCGAAUCUCAAUAACGUGUAGGUGUCUGCUCUCCGACGCUCGAUAGAAAUGACGACAAAACGAGGAGGAAAGAAAUAAAGAAAAAAUGAAACGAACGUGCAAGUCUGGACUUGUUCGAAAUUGGCCAUUAUAUUAUGAAUGUAUUGUAUUUUCACGCGAGGUAUCUUUGCUGGAGCAGAGACGACGGCCGAUGCGAAAAUCCACAAUAAUAUUAUAAAAAACAAAAAUUAUAAACCAAAAUUGUUUAAAAGUAUUGUAAAAGUUACAAAUGCAUGAAAAUUAUCGUGCAACGUUCCUCUACUGGCGCUUAAUUAUAAAUUCCCACUCAAAUGGCUGAUAAGAAAAGUACAAUAUUUAAAAAAAAAAACAAUAAUCGAUAGCAAAUGAUGGGCAAACACAACGAGGCAAGUAAAAGUUUGAAAAAUUUUUCUCGUAUAUUUCCAGAAUUUUUUGUUAACUUUUUUUCUCUUAUAUUUCGAUUUCCGCAUAAUUUUUGGACGUCAAAAUAGUACAAGUUCGUCAUGAAAUAAAUAAAUUUUGUUAUCGCAUCAUUAAAUACAUAUAGAAUUUAACGUCGACUGAAUGACUACCAAAAACAGUUUCAAUAAGCAAAGCCAAAGCAUUUUAGUGCUUUUUCAAUGUAACAAAUAUUUUUUCUCCGAUUUCGCAGUAGACACAAUAAAUAAAUUGUUUAAUAAAAGUUAAUAAGUAUUAAAUAUUAUAAUAUAUAUCUAUAUCAUAUAAUCUAAUAAUAUUUGCAAUAGCGUUUAACUUUACAUGCUAUUAAAUGUAAUAAAAUAAUGUACAAAUAAAAAUAAGGUAUGUUAAUAUAAUAUAUAAGCAUUGCCUUUGACCGUCUGCAAGUCAUUAUUUAGCAAUAAGGACACAGCAGUUCAUCGUUCCGAUUCCACACAAUAUAGUAUAUAAUUAUAUAAAAAAUCAUUAAAAUUCAUACUGGUAUCGUACACGUUACAUAUAUAAAAACGUUUUCUUUUAAAUCAAUUAAAAAUUCGAAUCACAAGACAUCUUAUAUGCUAAAUGAAAUAUGCAGCCACACACACAAAAUUUAAAUGCUCAAAAGUUUUCCUUGCAGCAGGAAUAACGAAUUAUUUAUUCGUUAAUCUAAUGUAUAAGAUAAUAUAUAAUACAUAUGGUAUGAAGGCGGGUCAUUUACACGUUUUCUCAUUCAUACAUCAUUCUAAAUUUUCAUUUUUACUUGCUAAACAGAGUAUCGAAAGUUAAACUGGAUAUAAAAUGGGUUCUAUGAUUAAAAAACGAUUUUGAUCGCUAAAAUUGAUCGAACAUUGACUUCAAAUAUACUAGAAAUUGGUAGUAAUUGUUAUCUAAAAAAGUUCUCUUUCCGAUAUUCAUUAUAAUCUGUGAACUUCCUGAUCCAUGUACUUAUUUUUUUUUUUUUUUGGAAUGAAUUAUAGCUAAUUUUAUAUUAAGUCGAAAAUUCAUACUAUAAUCAAAUUUGUACAGCCAAUUCUCAUACAAACAAUAUGUGUUUGCAGAAACUCGUCGUGAUGCCUACACUACUCCGUAAAGACAAAUAAGAGAUCAACUUUCUCUUUGGCAUCAUGUUCUUUUUUUUUUUGCUUUUUUUUCAUCGUCUUUUGUAAGCUUUUCGGUGAACACGGAUAUUAUAUGUGAAAAUUAUUAUUAUUUUUUUAAUAUGCUUUAAUCAGGCACUUUUUUGUCUAUUCAAAGUUGAAUUAAUUUAUCUUCACUGCUUGCCGAUAAAAUUAUCAUUAUUGAGAACCUACAAGUUUAAGAAAAUCACGCGAUUACCAUGGAAGUACAAGAAUGCGUCUGCGAACGCUCCUUAGAAAAUGCCUCACUUGU